Messenger RNA from Nicotiana attenuata, 592 nucleotides. RefSeq names its product 60S ribosomal protein L37. Gene Ontology annotation, cellular component: ribosome; cytosolic large ribosomal subunit. The record is from RefSeq and is a predicted model, not a curated record. The coding region runs from base 109 to 396 and encodes 95 amino acids. NCBI's taxonomy places the organism in Eukaryota, Viridiplantae, Streptophyta, Magnoliopsida, Solanales, Solanaceae. Gene Ontology annotation, molecular function: structural constituent of ribosome; RNA binding. The transcript has 4 exons. Gene Ontology annotation, biological process: translation.
CAAAACGAAAACCAAAUAAAAACAAACGAACACCCUAAAACCCUACUUCUUCUUUUUCGACUCGCAUAAUUUUUCCAGCUUUAAGGUUUUCCCACAUCCGCUGCACAAAUGGGAAAAGGAACAGGUAGUUUUGGUAAGAGGAGGAACAAGACACACACACUGUGUGUGAGAUGUGGUCGUCGUAGCUUCCACAUCCAGAAGAGUCGUUGUUCAGCUUGUGCUUAUCCUGCUGCUCGUCUCAGAAAAUAUAACUGGAGCGUCAAGGCACUUAGGAGAAAGACCACUGGAACUGGCCGCAUGAGGUACCUCCGCAAUGUACCACGUAGGUUUAAGACCAACUUCAGAGAAGGAACCGAGGCUGCUCCAAGGAAGAAGGGUGCUGCUGUGGCCUCUUAAGUUUCUAAAGAGGCAGUUCAUCUGUUUCAUUUUAAUUUUUUGCUUUAGAUUCCCUGAUGAAUCAAGUCUUGGAUAUUUGUACCUCGAGUAUUAUCUCUCAUUUGUUAGUGUUGAGUGGUUCCUAUUUAAGACAGAGAUCCAAUGAUGAUUGCCUUUUGUCCUUUAUUUACUAGUUCUUUUACAUUCCUAAGCGUAA